GAAGCACACACUCUUCUCUUUAAUAAAGGUAAAGGGACCCCUGACCGUUAGGUCCAGUUGUGGCCGACUCUGGGGUUGUGGCGCUCAUCUCGCUUUACUGGCCAAGGGAGCGGACAUUUGUCCGCAGACAGUAUUUCCGGGUCAUGUGGCCAGCAUGACUAAGCCGCUUCUGGCGAACCAGAGCAGCGCACUGAAACGCCGUUUACCUUCCCGCCAGAGUGGUACCUAUUUAUCUACUUGCACUUUGACAUGCUUUUAAACUGCUAGGUUGGCAGGAGCAGGGACCGAGCAACAGGAGCUCACCCCGUCGUGGGGAUUCGAACCACCGACCUUCAGAUCGGCAAGUCCUGGGUUCUGUGGUUUAACCCACAGCGCCACCUGCGCCCCUCUCUUUAAUAAAGCAAGCCCCAAAUGACCGGAAGGCGGGGGGGGGGGAAACUAAACAGAAGCUGAAUUGACUUCAACCCACCCAGUGAAUUACCUGGAAAGGAACUCACGAAAGGAGAUAAUUGCGCCAUCCAUUCAAGGCUCCAUUCUCCAGCCGUCCCCCUUUCUGCCACCUCAAUUGCCUUCCAUGUUGGCCUGAGGCAGGAAAGAGAGAAGGAAGGGGCUGGGGGCUAGCAGGGCAGAUGUGCAAAGGGAGAGAGGCAGGGAGGGAGGAGGGAGCUGAGAGCAGGAACAGGCUGCUGUGACAAACAGCCCAGGCUCCUGGGGGAGCAGGGUGAGGCCUUGCUGGAGGCUGCCCAUGGCGUUCAUGUGGCAACCCAGCCCCCUGGGGGGUUGGCAGGUGGGUCCUGCUGCGCUCCUGCCCCUGCCAGGGAAAAACAAGAGAUCUGCACAGGCAGAGGGCUGGAGAGGAAAGCCUGGAGGAGAAGCCAGACACCUUCUUUUCAGCCAGGCCUUCCCUGGUUUCGCUCUGCUGGAAGGAGAAGGACCUGGAGCAUCCUUUGCCAGUCACACCUGCAAGGAGCUGGCACGUCUGCCCUGGGCAAGAUGGCACUGGAGUUCGAUGGAAUCACGCAACCCGAUUGGAAAGAAAUCGUGAACAAGAAGUUGAAGUUCCCGGAAGGCCUCCUCAACGCCAUCCAAGACGGGCAGCUGAUGAAGGUCCAGCAGCUGCUGCAGGUGAGCGACGGGAUCCUGAGGCAGCUGGAUGAGGCCGAGGACCGGGCGUGGCGAGAGGCUCUCAACCUGGCCAUCCGCACGGGUGGCGAGGAGAUCACCAAGACGCUGCUGCGCAUUGUCAAGUUUGACUUCCGCCAGAUCCACGAGGCCUUGCUGGUUGCCGUGGAUACCAACCAGCCCACCGUGGUCAAGCUGCUGCUGGACCGCCUGGACCAGGAGAAAGGCCGCAAGAUGGACAUCAAGUCCUUCUCCUCGGCCUUGUUUGACAACUCCAUCGACAACUCCCGCUUCGCCCCGGGCGUGACGCCCCUCACCUUGGCUUGCGAGAAGGACCUCUACGAAAUCGUGGACAUGCUGAUGAAGAAGGGCCACGCCAUCCCGGGGCCGCACAAGGUCUCGUGCUCCUGCCUGGAGUGCUCCAACGGCCGCAAGUUUGACCUGCUCAAGUUCUCGCUUUCUCGCAUCAACACUUACAAGGGCAUCGCCAGCCGGGCGCACCUCUCCAUCGCCAGCGAAGACGCCAUGUUGACGGCCUUCAAGCUCAGCCGAGAGCUCAAGCGCCUCUCCAAGAAGGAGCCCGAAUUCAAGCCCGAGUACCUGGCCCUGGAGCAGCUGUGCCAGGAGUUUGCCUUUGAGCUGCUGGGAAUGUGCCGCAACCAGAGCGAGGUGACGGCCGUCUUGAAUGACGUGGCGGAUUCCUCGAAUGACGAGGAAGAGGAGGACCUCGAUGACCAGGCCUUCGAGGAGGGGAUCCCCAACUUGGCAAGGCUUCGCCUGGCUGUCAACUACAACCAGAAGCGGUUUGUCGCCCACCCCAUCUGCCAGCAAGUGCUGUCGUCCAUCUGGUGUGGGAGCCUGCAGAGCUGGAGGGGCAGCACCUCGCUCUGGAAGGUCUUCGUCUCCUGUUCCAUCUUCAUGGGGAUGCCUUUCCUGUGCCUCGUCUACUACGUGGCCCCCAAAUCCAAGUUUGGCAAAAUGCUGAAGAUCCCCGUGAUCAAGUUCCUUCUGCAUUCGGCCUCGUAUGUCUGGUUCCUGGUCUUCCUGCUGGCAGAGUCGCUGGUGCUGGAGUACAACAGCGAGACCUUUUCGGGGCGGAACCAGGACAUGUGGGAGACGUCGCUGCACAUGAUAUGGGUGGCAGGUUUCUUCUGGUUUGAGUGCAAAGAGGUUUGGAUCGAGGGCUUCCGCAGCUACCUCUUGGACUGGUGGAACUUCCUGGACAUCGUCAUGCUCAGCAUGUACUUGGCCUCCUUUGUCCUCAGGCUCCUGAUAUUCUUCCAGGGCCGUGUUUUCUGUCUGGAGAACAAGGAGUCUGCAGAAUGCCGUUACUACACGAAAGCGGACCGUCAGGAGUGGCACACUGAAGACCCCCAGUUCAUCGCUGAGGUGCUGUUUGCUGUGACCAGCAUGCUGAGCUUCACCCGCCUGGCUUCCAUCUUGCCCGCCCAUGAAACCUUGGGGACCCUGCAGAUCUCCAUUGGCAAGAUGAUUGACGACAUGAUCAGGUUCAUGUUCAUCAUGAUGAUCAUCUUGACUGCUUUCUUGUGUGGGAUGAACAACAUCUACGUCCACUACCAAGAGUCUGAAAAGCUGGGGAGCUUCAACGAGACAUUCCAGUUCCUCUUCUGGACCAUGCUUGGGAUGGAAGACCACGAUGUGGUGGACAUGCCCCGGUUCCUCAUGGCUCAGCUGGUAGGGAGGGUGCUGUAUGGGGUCUUCACCAUCGUCAUGGUGGUUGUCCUCCUCAACAUGCUCAUCGCCAUGAUCACCAACUGCUUCCAGAAAAUUGAGAACGAUGCCGACGUGGAAUGGAAGUUUGCCCGUUCCAAGCUCUACUUGUCUUUCUUCAGAGAAGGCUUGACGCUGCCAGUGCCCUUCAACAUCAUCCCGUCACCAAAGUCCAUCUUCUACGCUGUCAGGGGCCUCUUCCGCUUCCUGUGCUGUUACAAACCAAAGCGCCAGCAGAAAUACCCUCCCAUCUCAACCAUUUCUAACCCCUCCACGGAUGAGGGCGGCCAGCGUACGGAGGGCCGCGCUGCCUACCGGCGCCAAGUGCUCAAGGCGCUGGUGCAGCGCUACAUCGACACGGCCCGGCGGGAGUUUGAGGAGAGCCGCAGGAAAGAUCUGGGGAACCGCCUGACAGAGCUGAACAAGUCUGUGCUGCGCCUCCUCUCCGACAUGAAGCAGCUGCGCCACACAGUGGCCGACAACGGCACGGCGGACAACCCCUUGAACGGGACCAGCGUCCUGCACAAGUACAUCAUGAAGGUGCGUAGCAGCUUCCAGAGCUACGACAAUGGAGCAGGCGGCUCUGAGCAGGCAGCCCCCACGGAUGCCGCCUUGCCCCAGGAUGGGGCCGUUGCCGAAGAGGACGCAACGCCGUUGCCUCAGGGACCCUCUGAGGGACAACAGGCGGAAGCUGAGGAAGGGCCGCCCCAGGUGGAAGCUGAGGAGAGACAGCCUGGGGUGGAGGCUGAGGAGAGGCCGCUGGAGGUGGAAGCUGAGGAGAGGUCACCCCAGGUGGAAGUAGAGGUGGCAAUUGAAGAGAACCCUGUAGGAGAGCCAGAGACUUGAUCUGCCUUCUCUCCAAAGACAAGGGAUCUGUUUCAUUCUCAGCUGGGAUCCGCUGUAGAGGGUGGCGUUUCCAUAGCAGCCUGGGGGGGGAGUCAUGCUUGUAGAGUCUGCCCCGUUUCUGACAUGUCCAAGGGGCAACGCAGUGUCCUUUCUUAAGCCAACAUCCUUUGCCAAGCGAGAGAAGGUGUAUUUCACUUAUCUGGCGUGAGGGCUCUUUACUGAGCAGAACCAUAGCUGUCAACCUUCCCCUUUUUUGCGGGAAAUUCCCUUAUUCCAGUGCCGUUUCCCGCUGCUUCCUGCUGCUAUCCCUAUUAGAUAUCCCGUAGACUGUCCCCGGGACAGGUGAGGCUGCUGAUCCCUUAUUUUCAAAUCUGAAAGUUGACAGCUCUGAGCAGAACGGGAAGACUGUAAGAGCUACAGUGGUACCUUAGGUUACCGGUACAUACGCUGCAGGUUACAGACUCCGCUAACCCAGAAGUAGUACCUCGGGUUAAGAACUUUGCUUCAGGAUGAGAAUAGAAAUCGUGGUCCGGUGGCGCUGAGGCAGCAGGAGGCCCCAUUAGCUAAAGUGGUGCUUCAGGUUAAGAACAGUUUCAGGUUAAGAACGGACCUCCGGAACGAAUUAAGUACUUAACCCGAAGUACCACUGUACUUUAUAAAGCCCCCCAAAAGCCGGACUCCUGCUAUUGGCAUUUUACCAAACCUUCAACCCACUUUGAAUUCUAUUCUGCUUAAGAUUUGAGAUGGAGGUUAGUAAGAUUCCACGAGGCCACAGUAACGGCUGCCCCCAAUAUCCGGGGCCCGCCUGGCCUACGAGGUGCAAACAUCUGGGUCAAGGUGGUGGUGAAAUGGAGGAAGCCUACCCAGGAUGGGGUUAGAAGCAGCGCAAUGAAGACGGGAAGGGAGGUGGCAGUUGCAAAACACCAGUCCUACUCUGGCAGCCCCUGACCGUCCUCCGCAAGCCAGCAACCGGAGAGUUGGAGAGACGCAGGACUUCUUCCUCAGAUUCCUUGACUGCCACAAAGUGCUUUUAGGCCUCAUUGGGGCCAGAAUUCCCCCAAGCAGUCACUAAGAGGAGCGCCUCCCCCCCCCCAAAAUUGUACUACAAUAACUGCAUGUUUGUGCGCAGAUUGUGCAGUGUGUGUGUGUGUAUCCAGCUUCUUUACAUUAAAUUUAUUAAUCAAGUAAAUGGAUGUUAUUAACUAAACUUAAUAAAUAUGCUAUGGGUAAUAUGCA
Molecule: messenger RNA, 4935 nt
Organism: Podarcis raffonei (Aeolian wall lizard)
Lineage: Eukaryota; Metazoa; Chordata; Lepidosauria; Squamata; Lacertidae
Product: short transient receptor potential channel 2-like
Exons: 13
Coding region: 994-3699 (901 amino acids)
Biological process (GO): manganese ion transport; calcium ion transmembrane transport; regulation of cytosolic calcium ion concentration
Cellular component (GO): cation channel complex; membrane
Molecular function (GO): inositol 1,4,5 trisphosphate binding; store-operated calcium channel activity
Source: RefSeq, a predicted model, not a curated record